Molecule: messenger RNA, 951 nt
Organism: Saccostrea cuccullata (small rock oyster)
Lineage: Eukaryota; Metazoa; Mollusca; Bivalvia; Ostreida; Ostreidae
Exons: 4
Coding region: 295-915 (206 amino acids)
Source: RefSeq, a predicted model, not a curated record
AGACAGAUAUGGACCAUGCCCUAUAUUUCAUUUUCCAUGGUUUAAAUAUAGCCUUUCCUAAAUCUCCAGGGUUUGCCUUACGUAUACCGCGACAACAUACCGCAACAUUUCUUUAUCCAGUUUCCUCCGUGACGGCCUGAGGACGUGGUUAUAAUUAAUUAAGCCAACAAGAGGAAUAAACAUCAUUAAAUUUUCGACCCCUUUAUUUAAAACUGAAAACAAAGUGACGCAUUUUGUAUCAAAGUGACCAUCAACCAGCACGUGUUUUUGGAGGAAAAGCAACCACCUUGUAAAAUGACAAAUACCUGCCGCUGCAUAUUCCUUCUGUGUGUAGUAACUAUUGUUGAUUCUCAAAUUCAUACAGCGAAGAUGAAAAAUCCAGAACUAAAAAUUUCCAGUCCGGAGAACAGUCGGUGCUUCGCAGGAACGUGUGCCGGGAUUCCGUAUGAAAAGAUACGGCAUUUAUAUCGGGGAAUAUUUUUCACAAAGAAUGAGCUGCAAAUGAAGCUAAAAGAAUUAAACGCCUACACAAGCCGCACCAGUAAGAGUCCUGUAUGGCAGAAAAAGUUCAGGAAACCUUACGGCUAUUCCUCGCGUUUAAAAAGUUCUAGUAAUUAUUAUUAUUCGGGGUAUCAUGACGGUGACCAUUGUUGUCCUACAUCUCGUGAUUUGAUUUUCCCUCCUGUCUUAAAUAACACGAGAGGAGUACCUCGUUAUAUCGUCCAUUUCCCCGACAGUCAACCAGACCCCAUGUAUCAAUUCAUACCCAGGGGGAGAUGUGUACCUGGAGGUAACUGUAAGAACUGUGAACAGGAGAAGGCCCUCCACUCCCUGCUCGUGAUUGACUUGACAGCACCCCCGUACUUCGAGUUUGACGAUUUCUACCUACAGAGUUAUUGUUCUUGUAAAGAUUAAAAAGAAAAUUGUUAAUUAAAAAUGUCAAUUAAUUGA